Chanos chanos (milkfish) is the source of this 1605-nucleotide messenger RNA. RefSeq names its product fukutin related protein (gene fkrp). The transcript has a single exon. NCBI's taxonomy places the organism in Eukaryota, Metazoa, Chordata, Actinopteri, Gonorynchiformes, Chanidae. Gene Ontology annotation, biological process: protein O-linked glycosylation via mannose. Gene Ontology annotation, cellular component: Golgi apparatus. The coding region runs from base 1 to 1605 and encodes 534 amino acids. The record is from RefSeq and is a predicted model, not a curated record.
AUGCGUGUGAGUUUCUGCCAGGGGCUUCUCACGGCAGCCAUUGUGCUGAACCUGCUUAUCUUGUACUAUGUGUCCCGGGCACAGCAGCAAAUGAUGGAGAAACGUCGGGAGCAGGGGAGGGGCUUUAAGAAAACGUCUCUACCCGUGUCUGGAUUAGGCACGGCGGGAGGGCUGGUCGUAGGCGAAGGAGCAGGAGGAGCCAUGAAAGUGGGUGGCGUUGAAGGGAACGGGCGUGGCCCCCGCGUGACGGUGUUGCUGCGUGAGUUUGAGGACUUUGAAAACUAUGUCGGCGAUGUAGCGCGCUCAUUCUUCCGUCAGAGACCCGAGCUGCCCUUCCUAGCAGUUGCAGACACCAUGCCAUACCCUCCGCUAUCCCUACCCGAAGGAGCUCGUCUCCUGCUGUUAUCUCCCAGCCCGGAUCAGCCCCCUCAAGCCCACCGACCUGAGUUCCACGUGCAGACGGAGUUCGUGCUGUUGGUGCCUGAUGGAGUGGAGCUAGAGCAUGGCAGACAGGUGGAAAGGCUUAUCCGAGAGCUGGAAGGGGAAGGUGGAGGUCCGGUACGGUCGGUGGCGGCACCAGUGCUAACCCGAGCCUCCGUCCAAUGCCUCCACCUGCGGGUGAGCCUGCGUGAAUGGACAGCCACCUACACCCCUGCGGCCUCUGGGAGCAGCGGGAGCGUAUGCACAGCCCUACAGGGGGACGCUGUGGUCCUGAUACGAACCGAGGACCUGUUUAAUCUGUCCACUCCGCUAGGGCGCCCUCUAAUGGCUUCGCUUUUUGUCCAGACCUCGCUACGCGGUUGGAAGGUGAAGCUUCUGGAAGGUCCGGUUUUCUCUGCGAGUCACCGGCCUCUCUUCAGCUCGGCGCACAACCAGUGGAAAGCCGACAGUCGACUGCGAGACGCCACCAAAAGCUUGAUGCAAAGCUUCGGCCUGAAACACCUCGUAUUAGCCGACGGUAGGGAGCAGUGGUUCGGCUGUGGCAAGGAGACGGCGCGAUGUUUCGGAACAGUGCGCGACGACACGCCGGAGUACCUCUACCUCGAUCGCUGGACCCCACCUUGCUGCCUCCGUGCCCUCCGCGAGACUACCAAAUAUGUCAUCAACAUUCUGGAGAGCUCGGGCGUUCGCUAUUGGCUGGAAGGCGGCACGUUGCUCGGGGCAGCAAGGCAUCAGGACAUCAUUCCCUGGGAUUAUGACGUAGAUUUAGGGAUUUACCUGGAAGAUGUGCCAAACUGUGACUACCUGAAAAACCUGGACUCCGGCUCAUUGGUGGACGCUAACGGCUACGUGUGGGAACGCGCCGUGGAGGGCGAUUUUUACCGCGUGCAGUACAGCGAGGCGAAUCAUCUACACGUGGACCUCUGGCCUUUUUACCCUCGUAACGGAGUCAUGACCAAGGAUACGUGGACAGAGCACAAACAGGAUGUAGAGUUCCCCGAGCACUUUUUACAGCCUCUAGUGCCAAUGCCAUUUGCCGGGAUCACAGCCUAUGGCCCCAAUAAUCACCGAGCCUUUCUGGAGCUCAAGUUUGGGGAGGGUGUGAUCGAGAACCCUCAGUACCCUAAUCCAGCCAAAAGGAGACUGGACAGAAGUCGACUGUAA